Molecule: messenger RNA, 1432 nt
Organism: Fimicolochytrium jonesii
Lineage: Eukaryota; Fungi; Chytridiomycota; Chytridiomycetes; Spizellomycetales; Powellomycetaceae
Product: ribosomal protein L4 domain-containing protein
Exons: 3
Coding region: 84-1226 (380 amino acids)
Biological process (GO): translation
Cellular component (GO): cytosolic large ribosomal subunit; ribosome
Molecular function (GO): structural constituent of ribosome; RNA binding
Source: RefSeq, a predicted model, not a curated record
CGCUUCCCAUAACUCUCACUGGCCACUUGAUUUGACAUUCACCUAGUACGCAACUGGAACGUCUCGACAAACACCACUCGAAGAUGUCCGCGGCCGCUCGUCCCGUAGUUUCGGUUUUCGCCCACGAUGGCAACACUGUUGCCGGCACUGUGAAGUUGCCUGGUGUCUUCACGGCUCCCAUCCGUGCGGAUGUCGUCAGGAUCACCCACACCAACAUGAACAAGAACAAGCGUCAGGCUUACGCCGUCAGCGUCAAGGCUGGUCACCAAACCUCUGCUGAAUCUUGGGGUACUGGUCGUGCCGUUGCUCGUAUCCCCCGUGUCAGCGGUGGUGGUACACACCGUGCCGGUCAGGCCGCUUUCGGUAACAUGUGCCGUGGUGGUCGUAUGUUCGCGCCUACCAAGACCUGGAGGAAGUGGCACGUCAAGACCAACCAGAACCAGAAGCGUUACGCUACCGCGUCCGCCAUCGCUGCUUCUGCUCUUCCCAGCUUGGUCCUUGCCCGUGGUCACAAAAUCGAGAAGGUCAACGAGGUCCCCCUUGUUAUCAACAACGCCGUUGAGUCCAUCAAGAAGACUAAGGAGGCCGUCGCUAUCCUCAAGGCUGUCCAGGCCUACACCGAUGUCGAGAAGGUCAUCAACUCCAAGAAGCUCCGUGCUGGCGUUGGAAAGAUGAGGAACCGUCGCCACAGGCAAAGGCGUGGCCCCCUGGUUAUCUACAACCAGGAUGCCGGUAUCGUCAAGGCUUUCCGCAACAUCCCUGGUGUGGAACUCGCCAGCGUCGACUCCCUCAACCUUCUCCAGCUCGCUCCCGGUGGUCACGUUGGUCGUUUCGUCAUCUGGACUCAGGCUGCUUUCGAGAAGCUCGACGCUCUUUUCGGCGACUCCACCAAGGCCUCGGAGUUGAAGAAGAACUACAACCUCCCCUUCCCCGUCAUCUCCCAACCCGACCUUCCCCGUAUCAUCAACUCCGAUGAAAUCCAAGCCGUCGUCCGCGUUGCUGGUGCCCCCACGCAGAAGCGUCCUUUCGCUCAGCGUAAGAACCCUCUCCGCAACACCGGUGUUCUGAUCCGCCUGAACCCCUACGCUCAGACUCUCCGCCGUCGUGAGUUGCUGGCUGAGGAGGCACGGAAGGAGGGCAAGAAGGGUCGUGACGCCAAGGUUGCCGCCAAGCGUGGUCUUAACAAGGAGUACAAGGCCGCUCUCUUGAGCCACGAUACCGCUUAGAUUGUAAUACUCUGAAUUUGGAAUACAAUCUGUUCUCUGCGUAAUGUAUAUAUAUUCAUGCUCCCAUUGUCGCAUCGGCGGGGAUUGACACUGGCGGAAAGAACUAGCAGGAUAAGAUUUGCAUCGGUUUUCAGGUACCGGACAGGUCCAAACGGAAAAGGGGUAGAGGAAUAUGAAGACCGUUGCACAUAGCGAGUCGAACCUGG